CAACAACAUAGAAAAUACACCUAAACAAACUUGUGCCGGUAACUGUAAGAGAUUAUUUUGUCUGUGUACUUUGGAACAUAUAAAUAUAUUAAAAAUGUUGCGGAGCGUCUGCAAAUUGGUUCAGGCGCAAAAAGCGAAUUUUGCAACAGCUGCUUCAGCGGCACCGGCUCCCCAAACAAAACCGGAAAUUUUAUACACUGGUCUCUUCAUAAACAAUGAGUGGGUGAAGUCUUCUGAUGGGAAGACCUUCAAAACUGAAAACCCUGCCAAUGGCCAAGUUAUAGCUGAGGUCCAACAUGCCAACAAAGCAGAUGUGGACAAAGCUGUGAAGGCAGCUAGAGAUGCGUUCAAACUUGGAUCACCAUGGAGAACAAUGGACGCCUCCGAGAGGGGGGCCCUUAUCAACAAACUAGCAGAUUUGAUUGAAAGAGACAGAACCUAUUUAGCUAGCCUGGAGACGCUGGACAACGGCAAACCAUACAAGGACUCGUAUUUCGGUGAUCUGUAUGCUUCAAUAAAAAACCUACGGUACUACGCCGGGUGGGCCGACAAGAUCCACGGGAAUGUCCUGCCCGCCGACGGAAAAUACUUUGCUUACACUCGUCAUGAGCCAGUGGGUGUGUGCGGUCAGAUAAUACCAUGGAACUUCCCUAUAUUGAUGGCGGCUUGGAAGCUCGGGCCAGCUCUGGCGACGGGUUGUACUGUGGUCAUGAAGCCGGCCGAGCAGACGCCGCUCACAGCUCUGUACAUCGCUCAACUAGUCAAGGAAGCAGGUUUCCCACCCGGGGUCGUGAAUAUGUUGCCGGGCUACGGAGACACCGGGGCCGCCAUCGUGGACCACCCCGACGUAGAUAAAGUGGCCUUCACCGGUUCGACGGAGGUGGGCAAGCUAAUCCAGCGCGGCGCGGCGUCGACGAUAAAGCGCAUCACGCUGGAGCUGGGCGGCAAGUCGCCCAACAUCGUGCUGGCCGACACCGACCUGCCGCGCGCCGUGGAGGCCGCGCACAACGCGCUCUUCUACAACAUGGGGCAGUGCUGCUGCGCCGGCUCUCGCACCUUCGUGGAGGACAAGAUUUACGACCAGUUCGUAGAGUUGUCGGCCGAGCGCGCCAACCGCCGCGUGGUCGGGGACCCCUUCCGGCCGGACGUGGAGCAGGGACCCCAGAUCGACAACGAGCAGCGCGACAAGAUCCUGCAGCUGAUCAGCUCCGGGUCGCGGCAGGGCGCGCGGCUGGCGGCGGGCGGCGGCGCGGCCCCCGGGCCCGGCUACUUCGUGCAGCCCACCGUCUUCUGUGACGUCACCGACGACAUGGACAUCGCUAAGACAGAGAUCUUUGGGCCGGUGCAGCAAAUCCUGAAGUUCUCCCAGUUCGACGAGGUGGUGGAGCGCGCCAACAACUCGGAGUACGGACUGGCCGCCGCUGUCUUCACUAAAGAUCUAGACAAGGCCAACUACUUCGUACAGAGGCUGCGCGCCGGCACCAUUUGGGUUAACGACUACAACGUAUUCGGGAACCAAGUGCCCUUCGGCGGCUUCAAGCAGUCCGGGCUGGGCCGCGAGAACGGGCCCUACGGACUCCGCAACUACCUCGAGGUCAAGGCCGUCGUCGUCAAACUCGCCGACAAGAACACGUGAGCGCACAACGUUCAACUAGUUAUACAGUAGAUUGGGCGGAAUCGGGACGCCUUUCAAUACCAAUACAAAUUUUCAGCGGUUUUUUUUAGAAUAAUACAAAUGAAAUUGAGAUUUAAACGGUUCCGGAGGUUAAAAUAUUCAUAUACGAUGCAUUAUUAUAGAUAGUUCAUUGAAAAAUAUACACAAAAACAUAAAAAAA
This is a messenger RNA of Bombyx mori (domestic silkworm), 1835 nucleotides long. It is a transcript of the gene Aldh, whose product is annotated as mitochondrial aldehyde dehydrogenase. The record is from RefSeq and is marked provisional. Lineage: Eukaryota; Metazoa; Arthropoda; Insecta; Lepidoptera; Bombycidae. Gene Ontology annotation, molecular function: aldehyde dehydrogenase (NAD+) activity.